This is a messenger RNA of Somion occarium, 2227 nucleotides long. The record is from the annotation of a GenBank genome assembly. Lineage: Eukaryota; Fungi; Basidiomycota; Agaricomycetes; Polyporales; Cerrenaceae.
AAAGUACAAAACAUAACUGUCCUACUACAGAAUUUGCCUCAACUUCCGUAUCAGUAUAAGGGCGUGUUCCCUUGAGAGACCCCUUGCAUUUUAAUCGUUGUCUUUAUACCAACAUUCACAAUGUAUUCCAAUUGCGUAUCGGAAGGUUCCGCGUCUGCGAGGUAUAAAGAUUAUCAACGUCUGUAUAUUGAUCCGGAACAUUGGCUGCUUUGCUUCCUUUCACUGAGACGGCCACUCUUAAUUGAAGUCUGACUCCAUCCCUUCCGGCACUACCAAGCACCUAUGGGUGAUUCGGAAUUUAAUCGAUUGAUUAAUCUUGCCGCAGAACCGGUGGCCACUCCGAAGCUUUCUGCUGCUCUGCAAUCUAUAGCAACCCAGAUCUGCGACGGGCAACUUGUGCAAUCUGACCAUGAACUCGUUUUGUCAGUUUUCGAUUCCCAAUGGAGCUCAGCCAGACUUAAAGCUGCCGAGAAGUCUGGCCUGACGGAGGAACAGAUCCAUUUUCUAGACUUUUAUGAUUGCCUCGCUGAAAUCAUAGUACGCCUACGGAAGGAUCCUUCUCAGGGCACGAUAACGGGUUUCGUAGAACGCUUGAAGCGGAUUACUCGAUGGUUGACCGUAUUGGAGUCUUCAUGCAUCGCCAAUGAAUCGUCCACGAUAAAAGAUCGUAUCGUAUGCAAGGCUACCAUUGUAACCUUCAUACGUGCUUGCGUUGAGCCAGAUACCCCAUCUGAAUUACGUGAUGGCUUGCGUCAUCACGACGAGCUCUUCGGUCUAGUUUGGCGGUUGUGGGUCCGGGAGGUGGAGGAUCCUCGUUUUCUUCCCAACGUUGGUGACGAUUCAAGUGCGGAAACGACUAUGCUAGUUGAUGCAUUCAUCUCCCACCAAGGCCCGGAAACGGCUGUAAACAUCUUGGGUCAGAAGCCCGACGAGCUGGCCCGCAUCACUCUUCUGCACGUUGCAACUGCCAUGAAUAAGAGACAAAUCGACUUCGACCAUCUCAGAUGGGCACUGCAUGUCUGCGACACUUCCUCGGAAGGUUUCUCUACUCGAGUUGCUUUGCUUUCCCAAAACGUUAUUUCAAGUAUCACCAGGGCCAUGACUGCCGCGAUCACUGCUUCGACGUCUCCCGCUGGGCCUGAUAUCGCGAUGUUUCAGUGGUGCUGUGUCUCCAUAAAGAACUUUUCCAAGACUUUGGAUACAGUUCCGUAUAUUCUACAACUCGUCGAUUCCGAUAUUCUUGCUAUCCUCUUCAAUGGUGACCGAUUACUAGCUCGAAUGCCUCGGCGGCUCGACAAUGACCAGCUUGAGGAUAGUCCUCGGACGCUCUUGAAAGAGGUCAUUGGCCCAUACUUAAUAUAUCCUUCCAUUCUGCAGGCGGUGAAGAAGUACAUGAAGAAGUCGAAGAAUUUGGACGUUUCUUCAAGGAAUAGUGAAGAGUUUCGCCAUGCCUGGGAAAAGAUGAUGGAAUGGGGCAAUUUUAUUUCGAUAGCAACGCAGCAAAUAACUAAACAAAACCCAUUACAAACAUAUGCAACGUGCGCUCAGUGCGGGAAGAGCGACAUACAUGGCGAAUUCAAGCGUUGCACGGGAUGUCUGAAUUCUAUCUAUUGCAGCACUGAAUGUCAGAGAGUUGGCUGGAAGAAUGGUCAUGAAAAGUACUGCAAAGAACUUCAACAGUUACGGGCAGCUGAGAAGGUUCCCGAGAUGUCCAAGCGCGAAUGGAAAUUUAUCAAACGAUUCGUCCUCUACCACUUGCGCCUAAUGUAUAACAAUGGGUUUUCUGAAGCAUUCAACACGUGCAAACAGGCGUAUGCCGAACUUGACUUGGACUAUACAAAGGUGCCACCGUCUGCAUAUUUUCUAAGGAUGGAUGGAGGUUCUAUCUGUGAGCACAGACUGCGACGGAUGAAGGAGAGUGAAGCUCGGGGCGACCAAAAUAUCAAAGUGCGUGCCGACAUACCUCGAGGCAAACCCAAAACUCUCAUGUUUGCCAUCGAGUUGGAAACAAUACAAGGAGUUGAGUUGGAGGUCGACAGGGACACCGGCGACGGAGAUUUCGAUCGCUCUGUAAAGAUGAUCGAAUUCUACCAGGAUUGUUGUUCCCGUGAAUCAAUUGCCGAUGGAAGUAGAAAGGCCAUAGUAGUAAUGUAGAAUGACGUUUCGAUCUCAACGUGAAUUAUACUCUCUUUCCUGAUGUCAACAUUACGGUUGUGAUCUGUUUAUC